GUCCCCCCGUCGUCAUAGCCGGACAAACCCUAGGGAAGAGGGCCGAGGAGCCGGCCCCGGCCACCGUACGACCUCGGCAGCCUCUCCGUGCUGCCCGCCCCACCCAUGGCGCACGAUAUCAGGCCGUGAAGAGGCAGCCCCUUACCCCAACCUAGCCCCCUCCCAAGGGCGACGCCGCGGCUGCGAUGGCCAAGGACAAGAACAAGGUCGCUCCCGCCGACGGCGCCCUCGUGAAGCAGGGCUCCGCGAAGCGCCGGAACCGCAAGGCCUGGCCCGGCGACGAGGCCGCCGAGGACAAGUCGCCGAAGAGCGGGAAGCGCCGCGACAGCAAGAAGAAGAAGAAGUCGUCCAAGUCCAAGGAGGAGACGAAGGAGGAGACGUCCUCCCCACAACGCGGCAAGCAGUUCAAGGCACCUACUCAGAAGAGGACUUCAGGAUUGAACGGCGCCGCGGACGCCGUGAAAGCUUCGUUAGCAGCAGUGGGCGGCCCCUCGGACAAGUACGCCAUGGCCGCGGAGGAGUCGUAUGAGGACCGCCAGAAACGCCUUAAAGAAGCUGAAAAAAAGAGGAGGGCCGAGAAACGCAGCAAGAGGUUCAAGAAGCUCUGGCAGAUGUUCGGUGCGGACUCCGCGUCUUUGCCGCACGUUUCCGAAGUUCAAGUUGCGUCUUCAUGAUCAUCAGAGAGUCUACGCGCCUCGCGACGGAGUCAUUCACCCACAGGCGUCCCGGAGACGAUCAAGCUCGAGACCGUCGCGGCGCGGGAAGCGGUCAACGCUCUCAAUCUCACGCAAAAAGAUUUGAGGCACCUGAAGCGCGAGUUCGACGAGAUCGACGUCGACCAGUCCGGUUCGUGUUUCCGCGUUUGACGCCUUCGACGCGCGUCGGGGCCGUCGCGGCGAUGGCGUGGGGUUGACGCGGUCGCCGCGCCGCUCACGCUCGCGCCACGCAGGCUCCAUGGACGCCGUCGAGUUCUUCGACAUGCUCGACGAAGAACGCACGCCGUUGACCGACGAAUUGUUCGCGCUCAUGGACCUCGACGGGAGUGGCACCAUCGAGUUCGACGAGUUCAUUGCGGUACUCUUAACCUACUGCAUGUACACGAAGGACGACAUAUUACGGUUCUGCUUUGAUACUUUUGACAAGGAUAAAUCCAAUAGUAUUGAUGAAAAUGAGUUCAUGGCACUACUCAGUACAGUGAAUAAUGGCGCACCCUUGUUCCCGGGCAACAUGGGCACGGCAUUGAUGAACUUCGACAGUAAUGACGACGGCCUCAUCGACUUCCAGGAGUUCAAGGUUAUUGAAACUAGAUACCCGAUGAUUUUUUUUCCUGCUUUUAGACUACAAGAUAGGAUGCAGCAAAAAACAUUAGGUGAAACGCGGUGGCGCGACCUCAUGAAGUCGGUGCAGAAACAGCGCUUCAAGAACGAGCACCGGCGGACGCACGGGCGCGAUCCACCACUCACUUAUGUAGAGACGUUUCAGAAGGUGGUCUGUUGUAAAAGACCGAAGGAGUACGACAUCCAAGUUAUUGAUAGCAAGCGCCCUUCAAUCACGUCCGCCAUCGAAGCCGCCGAGAAGAAGAAGGCGAUCAUGGAGGGCGGGAAGAAGAAGCGGAGUUCGCAGGCGGAGGACGACUAGUGGUACAUAGUAAGACUUUUUAUAGUUG
This is a messenger RNA of Pelagomonas calceolata, 1666 nucleotides long. Lineage: Eukaryota; Pelagophyceae; Pelagomonadales; Pelagomonadaceae. The record is from the annotation of a GenBank genome assembly.